Messenger RNA from Amaranthus tricolor (Joseph's coat), 911 nucleotides. RefSeq lists its product as uncharacterized. The record is from RefSeq and is a predicted model, not a curated record. Bases 124 to 828 code for a protein of 234 amino acids. Lineage: Eukaryota; Viridiplantae; Streptophyta; Magnoliopsida; Caryophyllales; Amaranthaceae. The transcript is spliced from 2 exons.
GCAGCAUCUCUAUGUCUCUCCUAUUCAGAUUUCACAGUCUAGGAAGAGAUGAAAUGAGCACACUUCUCAACUCCUAAUCUCUUUCAUUUCAUCUCACUCUAAAGCUCUUCUUUUUAUCCAUCAAUGGCGGACUAUGAAACCCAUUCAAAUACCCAAACACAACCAACAAUAAUCACAAAAGAAACAGCCAUUCAAACCUUAAACACCAUUAUCCAACUCCAUUUUGAAAAAACCCUUGAGAAAAAAAGAGCUGUAGACCUUCAAAAAAAGUAUUUAUGGAAGCUUUUUCAACAUUUUUUCCUCUUCCUUUCGCUUAUUUUCACUUCACUUUCUCUUUCUAAUCGUCUUCAAUGCCGCCAUUGUUGGAUCCCAAUCACUUUCCUUUCUUUCUCUCAUCUCAUUUUCUAUGUCUCUGUUGCUCAAACUCUGAGAUGCAUCAAUGGAUUCAAGUACCAAAGAAGAUGUCAUAAGUUAACACUCGGUCUUGCAACCGAAAAACUUAGACAACUUAAGAUGAUUUCUAUCAAUUUGAUUGAUCCAACAGAAGGAUUUAGUAAUAAUGGUAAUGGGGAUGAAUCUAGUUUUGUUAAUGGGGAUGAUUUUGAAAUUCAUUAUCAAGAACCUCCUGACAGUUAUUUUGUCGGGAAGAAUCUGUCGGUCAAGAUGAGUCUGUCGGGCAUCCUGUUGAUUGGACGCUCGUCAAAGGGCAUGUCGGUCAAUUUAAAAUUAGAGGGUAUGGCACGGAGGUCACUUCUGAUCACACAGGAGUCAACCAGGUUGAGGAUGCGGCUCCACAGGGGAAGAGGCGCUCACAGUCCGCAAAUAUAGACUGGUUGAUCACAUCACCCCAGCCCGGGGGCCCUGUUGACACCAGUUUAAUACCCAGCUAUGGUGGGCAUGUAGCGAAGGUA